AUGGAUCCCGGUCUUCCUGUAGAUACGGCGUCGACAUCAGCCGCCUCUACCUUCUCCCCAGGGACCGCUCCUCCCUCCGAGGGAUCUCUCGAGAGCGAAAACAGUACGGGCAAACGCCUCCUCUCCCACCGCCCUCGACAAACCCGCACCACAGGCAAGAAACGGCACAUCAAAUGCGAUGAAGCUAAGCCGUAUUGCAUGAACUGCCUCAAGACCCGCGGUGUCUGCGAUGGAUAUGCUGCGAAGCCGCGCAAGAACAGGAGCCGUGCCCUCCUCAAGGAGGUCGAGAGGCUGAACCCAGGGAACCCAUGCCGUCCAGGCAGUCCGCGUGGGCUUAUCAGGGAGCCCAACGUGAACACACUCGACUUCACCACCGACUUACAGAGCGUCUAUUUCAACGACUGGAACGAGCUGUUGCGCAGUUCGCUCGGCGGCGCGUCCUUCUCGAGGACGAAGCUGUGGACGACGACGAUACCCCAGCUCAGCCGCCAGAACCCCGCGCUGCGGCACGCGGCCAUCAGUAUCGGCGCCAUCAGCAGAGCGCUCUCCUCGCACAGCUCCUACGUCGUUGCGAGGAACUUCCACAACGUCGCCAACCUUUUGCAGAGCCCGCACUAUCAGAACGCCAUCGUCCACUACUGCAAGGCGCUGCGGCUCCAGGGCAAGGCCGACUUCCAGACGGCCAGCAUCCAGGAGGUGGUGCUGCUGUCCAUCCUUUUCGUGGCCUUUGAGGCCCUGCGCGGCAACCGGCACUCGGCACUCCAGCACGUCAAGUUCGGCUUCAUGAUGCUGCACGAGCUCUUGAUCAGCGAAGACUCGGAACAGCUGAUCUGGAACCUCGCACCGGACCCGAGGCAGCUCGUCACCGAGGUCUUGGAGAUGUACACCCAGCUCGACGUGCAGAGCCGCACGGUACUCAGCGGCCGCGUCGCGUCGAGCCGCUCGCCCGCCUACGAGCUCGCCCAGGGCCUCAAAGCCCGCGGGCACACGAUCGAGACGUACAACAUGCAGAUCCAGCGAUACACCGACCCCGGGGACUGGAGGAAGGACAUGCCGGAGGUGUUCAACGACGCCGACGACGCGUACGCGUGGUGGAAGACCUGCCAGGCACGCAUUGCCAAGCUGGCCCCCCUCCUUCUGAACGUCGUCGACGAUAUCAAGUUUGGGGACAUCAAGGACGAGCAAGACAUCGACCGCGCCCUCGAGCUGAUACAGAACCAGCCGGAGCUGCUGGCGUACUGCGAGAAGUCCGUCGCGAACCUGCAGCAGUGGCGGCAAUCCUUCGAGCCGCUGUACAACAGGACGCUGUCCGACCCCAACGUCCCCAGGAAGGAGUACCUGAGACUGCUGCACAUGAGGAUGCACUACCUCGUCCUGCUCCUGUACAGCUUCUUCCCGAGGUACGCCGACGAGGCGACCAUCGCGUCCAUGACGCCGUACUGCCGCGAGGUCAACGACGUGGUGGAGAUACUCCUCCGCGAGCAGCAGAAGGACAUCAAGUCGGCCGCGCACAUCUUCUCGAUGGACUUUGGGCUCGCGUGGCAGCUGACCAUCGUGGCCAUGACGUGCCGCGACCCGCUCGUGCGGGACAACUCGACGCGCAUCCUCGAGGCGUACCCGAGGCGCGAGGGGCUGUGGGACAGCGUGGCGUUCCUGGCGGUGCUGCGGAAGAACCGGGAGCUGGAGGCGGAGAACGCACGCGAGGGCACGCCGGCGGAGCAGUGGCGGCGGCUGUGCCGGCGGGAGUUCGUCUUCGAGGACGCCGGGGAGACCAUCAUCUUCCGCUCGCUCAAGAAGGACGGGGCCACGGGCAAAUGGGACCUCGUCGAGGAGGCGGCCGAGUUCAAAGGCAAGGCCGAGGGGUUGGAGUGGAAGACGCGGCCGCUGAGCGUGCCGGGUUUCAUGAUGAGCAAUGCGAUAUUGGACGAUUGUGCUUCGAGGACGUGA
Messenger RNA from Colletotrichum navitas, 1947 nucleotides. Its product is annotated as C6 zinc finger domain-containing protein. NCBI's taxonomy places the organism in Eukaryota, Fungi, Ascomycota, Sordariomycetes, Glomerellales, Glomerellaceae. Bases 1 to 1947 code for a protein of 648 amino acids. Gene Ontology annotation, biological process: regulation of DNA-templated transcription. The transcript is spliced from 3 exons. Gene Ontology annotation, molecular function: zinc ion binding; DNA-binding transcription factor activity, RNA polymerase II-specific. The record is from RefSeq and is a predicted model, not a curated record.